Messenger RNA from Trichechus manatus latirostris (Florida manatee), 372 nucleotides. It is a transcript of the gene SPATA4, whose product is annotated as spermatogenesis associated 4. The transcript has 2 exons. Bases 1 to 372 code for a protein of 123 amino acids. The record is from RefSeq and is a predicted model, not a curated record. NCBI's taxonomy places the organism in Eukaryota, Metazoa, Chordata, Mammalia, Sirenia, Trichechidae.
AUGGCUGCCGCCGGCCUGGGAGGAAGGCAUUGGACGCAGCUGGCGGCAGCCGUAGCCAAGUCAUCGUCACUUUCGCCACAGCUAGCAGCUCCCAUCCGAGGAAAGUCUAAGAAGGGUCUGGUCUAUCCGCACCCCCCGAGAAGAUCCCGCCUCUCUCGGUCGGUUCUGCGCUGGCUCCAGGGCCUGGAUCUCAGCUUCUUCCCCAGGAAUAUCAGCAGGUGCUCAAGCGAGCCGGGCCCGGGCCCCCCAGUAAAUCUCCCACCAAAUACAGGUAAUGGUGGUAAUCUACUUAGAGAAAUUCAAGUGAAGCAAGCUGGAAAACAUUCUUUUGAGUCCAUUAUAAAACCUGUUAGAAAUAAGAAGAAAACCUGA